Telopea speciosissima is the source of this 1248-nucleotide messenger RNA. RefSeq names its product increased DNA methylation 1-like. NCBI's taxonomy places the organism in Eukaryota, Viridiplantae, Streptophyta, Magnoliopsida, Proteales, Proteaceae. The record is from RefSeq and is a predicted model, not a curated record. Gene Ontology annotation, biological process: negative regulation of DNA-templated transcription. The transcript has 4 exons. Gene Ontology annotation, molecular function: acyltransferase activity, transferring groups other than amino-acyl groups; transcription corepressor activity. The coding region runs from base 1 to 1248 and encodes 415 amino acids.
AUGAACAGUUCUACAGUAGUUGUACCAGAGCAUGGGCACAUUGGGAAAUUGACGACUCCUCGCCGCAGACCUCGAUCUAUUCUGUCUUUGCUCAUAGACGAGAAUGCAGUGCUGCUAAAUGCAAAGAAGGUGUUCACUCUAAGUGGGUUUGAAGCUCAUGCUGGCAGCACUUAUCGUAGGUCUGCUGCUAGUAUUGUUUUAGAAGAUGGAAGAUCUUUGUUAGAGUGCAAGACGCAAAUGUUACACAAGUGUAUGACCCCCAAACUUAAGACACACGAGAGAAUCAGGAGUUGUCUACCUCAGUACCAGAGUGAUGACAAAUGCUCUAUCUGUUACAGUGAAGGCUGCCUUGGUCUAAGGGAUCUGCCUGAAGGAAAAUGGUUCUGCCCAUCAUGUAGAUGUGGCUUAUGUGGUCAAUCAAGCGCAUUAAGUGGAAAUGUUGGGGAGUUCAUAGCAGCAAUGGUUCUGCAUUGUGAUCAAUGUAGAAGGGAUUAUCAUAUUGGGUGUUUUAAAGAAAGAGGAUUGGCUAUUAAGCUGGAAGGGAAGGGGGGUGAUCCUGAGGUAUCAUCUGUUGCUGAUCAGGUUAGGACAGAAUGCCACAGAAAGCUGAAUGUUGCACUACGUAUAAUGCAUGAAUAUUUUGAUCCAAUUAAUGAACCUCUUACAAACAGUGAUCUAAUAGAAGAUUUAAUAUUCAGCAAGUGGUCAGAGCUAAACUGGCUAAAUUAUCUAGGGUUCUUCACUGUGCUUCUGCAGCAAGGAGGUGAACUGAUCUCUGUGGCUACCGUUAGAAUCCACGAUGAGAAGGUUGCUGAAGUACCCUUCAUUGCUACUCAUUCUCAAUAUCGUCAAAAAGGGAUGUGCCAUCUUCUUAUGAAUGAGCUUGAGAAGAAACUCAUAGAACUAGGAGUGGAAAGGCUGGUUUUGCCUGCUACUGAUGAAAGGCUGAACAUGUGGACCACUUACUUUGGAUUCUCAAAGAUGACAAACUCAGAAAGAUUGAAGUACAUAGAGUAUAAUAUCGUGCUUUUCGAGGACACUGUCAUGUGUCAGAAAUUGUUAAGGAAGAUGUCUUCAACAAACCAAGGUUAUGAGUGCAUUGAUUUUGAAAUGGCUCAAGAAGAUCAAAUUGAACUAAGUGAAGUGAAGCAAUUGCAGUCCUAUAACUGUUCUAACAAGCCAAUAGAGCCAACUCUCUUCAGGGUACUAAUUUGCAUAGGCAAGCCUGUGUCCAGCAAUCACUUGUGA